GUUAUUUUGGAUUUUAGGGUUCUUUAGCUGGGAAAGAGCUCGGUUUCGGGCUGGUGGAAGAUGGUGUUCAAAUCUAGAAUAAAAUGGAUUGCGCUUUUUGUGUUGAUCUUAUCAAUGGGAUCUCUGGUUGUUCAUCUUUCCAUGACCAAGUCUUCCGGUGUACAGUUGGCGUAUUCUGCAAGAGAUAACCUUUGGCAAGAUUUUGAUUCUUUGUUAGGCGCACAGGAUUUUAGAAAUAAGCACUUAUGGCGGCCUGUCAAAUCAUUAGAGACCUUACAGCCGUAUGCCAAUCCAAGAAAUAGUUAUCCUGCACCCAGUUCAACAAACAAUCGUUUCAUUUAUGCAAAGAUAUUUGGUGGAUUUGACAAGAUAAGAUCUUCUAUAUGUGAUCUUGUCACCAUAUCCAGGCUUCUGAAUGCUACUCUUGUCAUUCCAGAGCUUCAAGAAAGUCUUCGCUCAAAAGGCAUUAGUUCUUUACUCUACUUUGUUUCUUACAUGCUGUGCAGCAACAAGUUCAAGAGUUUCUCCUAUCUUUAUGAUGAAGAGCAGUUUAUAGCCUUUCUUAAAAAUGAUGUUAUAGUUACGAAGACCCUUCCUGAGAGCUUGAAAGCCGCAAGAAAAAGGAAUGAGUUCCCUCUUUUUAAGCCCAAAAACUCUGCAUCACCAAAAUUUUACCUCGAGGAUGUAUUGCCAAAGUUAAAGAAAGCUAAUGUUAUUGGAUUGAUCGUCUCUGAUGGAGGAUGCUUGCAGUCAACUUUGCCCGCUUCAAUGCCUGAACUCCAAAGAUUAAGGUGUAGAGUUGCCUUCCAUGCCCUCCAGCUUCGUUCAGAAAUCCAGGUGCUGGGGAAGAAGAUGGUUGACAGGUUACGUAAAUCAGGUCAACCUUUCUUAGCUUAUCAUCCUGGCUUAGUAAGGGAGAAAUUGGCAUAUCAUGGUUGUGCUGAGCUUUUCCAGGAUAUUCACAGUGAACUCAUCCAAUAUCGGCGGGCUCAGAUGAUCAAGCAGAAGUUUAUUUUAGAAGAACUUAUUGUAGACUCACGCUUGCGCAGGGACAAUGGCUUAUGUCCUCUCAUGCCAGAAGAGGUUGGAAUUCUUUUGAAAGCAUUGGGUUAUUCUCAAAAAGCGAUCAUAUACUUAGCUGGUUCUGAAAUGUUUGGCGGCCAACGGGUUUUGAUCCCUCUGCGUGCCAUGUUCCCUAAUUUAGUGGAUCGGACUUCUUUAUGCAGCACGGAGGAAUUAUCAGAAUUGGUUGGUCCUGAGACACCUCUUCCAGAGAAUACAUUUAAAAUGCCUCCUCGAAAAAGCGAUAAGCAACUCAAAGAAGAGUGGAACAAGGCUGGUCCUCGACCUCGACCUCUACCUCCUCCUCCAGAUAGACCUAUCUACCAGCACGAAAAAGAAGGAUGGUAUGGUUGGCUGACAGAGAAUGACACAGAACCAAGCCCUUCACCUAUGGAUCUUAGGAAUCAAGCACACAGGUUACUGUGGGAUGCCCUCGAUUUUGCUGUUUCUGUAGAAGCUGAUGUGUUCUUCCCUGGUUUCAACAACGAUGGUAGUGGGUGGCCAGAUUUUUCAAGUUUGGUGAUGGGUCAGAGGCUCUAUGAAAGACCCUCUUCACGAACAUAUAGACUGGACAGGAAAGUUAUUCAAGAACUUUUCAACAUUACUCGUGAGGACAUGUACCAUCCCAACCGUAACUGGACACUUCGUGUGAGGAAACAUCUUAACUCGAGUUUGGGUGAAAGUGGGCUUAUCAGGCAGUCUAUGUUGUCGAAACCUAGGUCGUUCCUUUCGCAUCCACUUCCUGAAUGCUCAUGCAGAACCUCGGCCCUUGAGGAUUCCAGGCAAAUACGGAGUGAUGAUGGUAGAUUUCUCUAUGGAGGUGAGGAUGAAUGCCCUAAAUGGAUAAAAUCAGCGGGAGUGGAAAAGAGUAAAACUGACGAUGGUGAUCAGCCUGAUUAUGAACAUGACCUUCUCGCUGAACAGUCAGAAACUGAAGAAGAAUUUGCAAAAAGAAAGGCGAAGAAGCAAACAUACGGAGAUAUCGGUAUUGCCCCCGGACGCCCUUAUGCAUCGAAGGACGGACAACUGAUGCAGCAAAAGGAUGUCCGUUAUGCUUCAUCCUUCUCUGAGGUCUUCCCUUGAAGCAAAUGUGAAGCUGGAGGUAUCUUUUGCUCUUCUUUUUUUCAUCAUUGUAAAUCUGAUUUAAGGUUCAUAUUCAGAUUCUUUUAUCCCUUUUUCUCCAAUAGUUUUUUCUGGAUUUGUUUUGACACACUACAGAUAUAAAAGAUAAAGGUAUAU
This is a messenger RNA of Arabidopsis arenosa, 2301 nucleotides long. The record is from the annotation of a GenBank genome assembly. Lineage: Eukaryota; Viridiplantae; Streptophyta; Magnoliopsida; Brassicales; Brassicaceae.